Molecule: messenger RNA, 1867 nt
Organism: Leucoraja erinaceus (little skate)
Lineage: Eukaryota; Metazoa; Chordata; Chondrichthyes; Rajiformes; Rajidae
Gene: timm50
Product: translocase of inner mitochondrial membrane 50 homolog (S. cerevisiae)
Molecular function (GO): phosphoprotein phosphatase activity
Source: RefSeq, a predicted model, not a curated record
GGAGAAUCAUCCAAGAUGGCGGCAUCACUCAGCUGCAUGUGUAGCCGGUCGGGGCUGAACCUUUGCGGAAAAAUUCUGCGCAAUCGGCCCGGAGCCGCCCGCAAAAGACUAACGCUGCGAAGUUAUGAGGUAAAGUCCAAUCCGUCGCCGGCGUGCCGGGCGCUGUCGACGGAGAAAGGCGGCCCCGCCACCGGCGGUCUGGCUCAGGCCAUCCUGCAGGAGAAGCUGCAGCAGCAGCAGCGGGAACGGGCCAAGGAGGAGGCGGGCAGCGGCGAGCAUGGGAGCGGCGAUGCCGGCACCGAGCAGGAGCAGAAACAGAAGCAGAAUACGGCUUAUGCCAAGAAGAUGGUGUUGAGGUUAAUGGGGCUGCUGGGCGCGGGCAGCACCCUCGGGGUGGUCUACGUCUUCGGUAAUAAUUCAACGGAUGAAACUGGAAAUAAGAUUCCAGAUGAAUUUGAUAAUGAUCCCCCAGUGGUACAGCAGUUACGAAGAACAUAUCGCUACUUCAAAGAUUACAGACAGAUGAUAAUUGAGCCCACCAGUCAGAAGCUGCUGCCAGACCCCCUUAAAGAACCAUAUUACCAGCCACCGUAUACUGUUGUGUUGGAACUAACAGAUGUGUUACUGCACCCAGAAUGGUCGUUAGUCACAGGUUGGCGAUUUAAGAAGAGGCCAGGAAUAGACUACCUGUUCCAGCAAUUGGCACCAUUGUAUGAAAUUGUUAUCUUCACCACAGAGACGGGAAUGACUGCAUAUCCACUUAUUGACAGUGUGGAUCCACAUGGGUUCAUCAUGUACCGUUUGUUCAGGGAUGCAACGCGAUACAUGGAAGGUCACCAUGUAAAGGAUGUGUCUUGCCUGAACAGGGACCCUUCCAAAGUUAUUAUUGUAGAUUGUAAAAAAGAAGCUUUCCGUCUCCAACCCUUCAACGGCAUCGCACUAAGGAAAUGGGAUGGAAAUUCUGAUGACCGAACCCUAUAUGAACUUGCAGCAUUCCUGAAAACUAUUGCAGUGAGUGGAGUUGAAGAUGUCAGAUCCGUGCUGGAGAACUAUGCUCUUGAAGAUGAUCCAAUUGAAGCGUUUAGAAAAAGGCAAGAACUACUAGCACAGGAAGAAAAACAGCGGAUAAGUGAUCUAUCGCAGCAGAAAUCUUCUACCCUCUCCCUCGGAUCCUUGACGAGCAAACUAUGGAAUCGGUCCAAGCCACAGUAACAUCAGCCGAAUAAAUGUCCAGGCCUACUCUCUUGCUGUGUUCCAGAGUUACCCAGAGAAGCCUGGCACACGGCUCCAAGCCGGAGUGAGCAAUGGCCUCUUCACCCUGGGUUGUGCUAGAGUGAAAGCUACUAUCCGAUGAGGUCCAGUUAAUUUCAUACUACCCAAUGCCAUUGGUUGGCAAGGUUAGAUGUGAAAGAUAGCACAGAGAUGGAACACUGAUAAUUAUCUCCCAUUACAUGCCUUGAUAUUGGCCACCAUUUUGGAUGUACCAGCACAAUCUGAAUGCAACAGAAAAAUCAGAUUGAAUCUCCUAUCAUUACUUUGUUUUGUUUUAAUUAAGUGAAGGAUUAGUCUUUUUCUUUCCCACUUUCAUAUUUUUUACAUGGCAACUGUUAAAUCGUGGUAACGUUAUCCUGGGAUUGUGAAGAGGGAAAUCCAAUUGUCUUAUCAUUGUGACUGUAGUUUACCAAGUAUUACAUCUACACACAGGUUUUUAGUCAGUGCCUACAUGAUGGCAUCCACCAAAGUGUAGCUUUCUUUUUGAUAUUUGUACAAUCGAUACAGGUCGAUGUGUCCCGAGAUUCUGUGAAUGAUGUGCAUAUGAAACAGAGUGUGUUCAGUGAAAUGUUUAAUAAAAUGAUGACGGCAAAAA